ACAACGUACAUCGACGUCUCAAUCACUGGUUGCAAUUUCUGCGAAUAAUACUGAAUGAGUUGAUUUGUAACGCACAGGACUAAUUCAAGGAUUGACUAUGGAACCCAUAGAAAUGGACGAAGCUGUUCCCCAAAGUCAAAGGCUAGAUACAAUUGAUAGAUCAUCAAUUCAAGUCAAAAACAGCGCGGGUGGUUUUGUGUGGAAGGUUGAUGAUAUGAAAAGGUUGCGACGUUUUUUGGUGUUGGGAAGUGAAACACCCACGUACUAUAUUGACGAAAGAAAGCUAGGCUUAGAAAAUGCGAGAGCCCUUUACAAUCUUUUGCUAGCAGGAAGGGGUGUUGAAGUUGUCGAUGAAAUAGAGAAGUAUAGCAUUGAAGGACGAACACCAAGGCAGCAGGCCAUCGUGUUUUCUCUUGCUCUCUGUGCCCGGAAGGGGGAUCUUGCCACAAAACAACAAGCAUACAAGGCUUUACCCAAGAUCUGUCGAAUUCCGACUCAUUUGUUUAUGUUUAUUGAGUUCUGCAAGGUGUUCAGUCAGCCUGGCAAAGGUUGGGGUCGUGCCCAUAGGAAUGGCAUAAAACGAUGGUACAAAGAAAAAGAACCAAAGAAACUUGCCAUAGAUAUCACCAAAUAUCAAAAGCGUGAAGGAUGGUCACAUAGGGAUGUUGCAAGGUUAAUGCAUCUUAAGUCAGAAGGAACUGAUGUUUCUGAUGAGUUGUUUGUUAUAAUGAAGUAUGUUGUUUGUGGUUGGCAGAGGCUUUUUGAAUAUUUCUUUCCUGAAGAUAGGACAACUCCACGUCGUUCUAUUGGAGAAAAUGGCAAUACAAUGCUGGCGUUUUUUAGAGCAGUUGAAGAAGUAAAAACAUUGCAAGAGGAGGCAAGAGUAAUUGAACUGAUAAAUCAAUAUAAUCUUGUUCGAGAACAUAUUCCAACACAUUGGCUUAAUUCUAAAGAGGUUUGGAGGGCUCUUGUUCAAAAAAUGCCAAUGACUGCAAUGCUUCGAAAUCUUGGCAAAAUGACAAUAGUUGAACUACUAGAUGAGCAGUUGGCAUUGUCCCUUAUAUGUGAGAAGUUACUCAAUCAAGAUCUGUUAACGAGAGCUCGUAUUCAUCCAUUUAAUGUUUUGGUUGCACUAAAAACCUACAUGGAUGGACAUGGUGAAAGGGGGAAACUGACAUGGAACCCAAAUGAAGCUAUUGUUAAUGCAUUGGAAGAAGCUUUUUACUUAUCAUUUAAGUCGAUUCAGCCAACAAACAAGAGAUACAUGUUGGCAUUGGAUGUCAGUGGUUCUAUGUCUUAUUCUGGUUGUGCUGGUACGCCAUGUUUAACGCCACGUGUGGCUGCUGCAGCCAUGUCCAUGGUUACAGCUCGGACCGAAAGCAAACAUCAAUUUGUUGCUUUCUCUCAUGAAAUAGUUCCAUUGAUGAUCAGGAGUGACAUGAGUUUAAAUGAGGUGCUAGAACUUAUGGAAUUGAUAAAGAAUGGUGGGACAGAUUGUGCUCAACCAAUGUUGUAUGCAAUUGAGAACAAAAUAGAGGUGGAUGUUUUUAUUGUUUAUACUGACAGUGAAACAAAAGCUGGGAACAUCCACCCAAGCGAGGCUUUGAAAAGAUAUCGUCAGCAUUCUGGUAUUCAAGCAAAACUCAUAGUUGUUGCUAUGACUUCAAAUGGUUUCACAAUUGCUGAUCCAGAAGAUUUUGGAAUGCUGGAUAUUGUUGGCUUUGACUCAGCUGCACCACAAGUGAUGAGAGAGUUUAUCUCGCGCUAAUAGAACAGCAAAUGAUUUCUUCACAGAUAUUUUUGUGGAAAUGUACAAUGAAUACAAUCUUACAAUGUCUGAACAAUUCUGCUUGUCCUACAGAAUACAUGAAAUGUUUUAUCUAUUUAAUGGUCUUUGAUACAUAAGUAAUAUGCAAUGUGACAUUGCUUCAUGUGAA
Molecule: messenger RNA, 1937 nt
Organism: Xenia sp. Carnegie-2017
Lineage: Eukaryota; Metazoa; Cnidaria; Anthozoa; Malacalcyonacea; Xeniidae
Product: 60 kDa SS-A/Ro ribonucleoprotein-like
Exons: 4
Coding region: 98-1768 (556 amino acids)
Cellular component (GO): ribonucleoprotein complex
Molecular function (GO): RNA binding
Source: RefSeq, a predicted model, not a curated record